AUGGCGUGCGUCGCGCUGCGCGAUUCCGUGCGCGCGUUAGCCAAGAGCUGCGCCGCGGGCGGCGUCCACGUCCCCGGCGCGGUCGUCGCCAUGCGCGAGCUCGUCCACGCGCGCGCCGAGUCGGCGGCGGCGGCGGCGGCGCGCGACAAGGCCGACGCGCUCGCCCUCGAGGAGGCGCGCGCGCUACCUCAGGCGGACGCCGCGGAGUUCCCGAACUUCGCCGCGGUCUCCGUCGCGGCCGUGCCCCUCGUCGUGGCGGGCCGCCGGGACGACGGCGGGUCGGCGACGGUCCUCUCGUCGCGCGUCGUCGCCGGCGCCGGCGUCGUCUACGACGUCCAGUACGCCGUCGGCGGCCGCGUCGGCCGCGACGUCGGCGAGUCGCGGCUCGUGCUCGACGUCGAGAACGCGCGCCGCCCAAGGCGAGGCGCGGCGGCUCCCGGCGGCACGGAGCGCUCGCUCGGCGCGGCGCCCUCGGAGCCGUCGGCGACGGACCGCGCGAUCGCCGCGGAGACGGCGCUGCGCACGAAAACGCGAGAGCUUGAGCGCGUGCGACGCGAGCGGGACUCGCUCGCCGAGGCGGAGAAAGAGGAGUCCGCGCGUCUGGCACUAGCCCACGAGCGACGACGAGCGGCUCUGCGCGACGCCAGUCGCGCCCGAGGCGACGCCGUCCGCACGGAGGCCGGGGCGGCGGCCCUCGCGGAGACUUCCUACACCUCCGGCGUCCUCGCGGGCGCCGAGGAGCGCGACGCCGACGCCCUGGCCGUGCGCGACCAGGCGGCGCGCGACCGCGCGCACGAUCGCGCUGCGCUCGAGGCGGACGUGGCCCGCGCCCGAGAGGUCGCCGUGGAGGCGGAGCGCGGCCGCGAACGCGAACAGACGAAGCGCGAACGGGCCGAGGGCUGCGCGGACGCGGAACGCGUCGUCUCCGAGACGGCCCUCGCCGAGCGCGACGCUCUGAUGCAGCGGUCCCUGUCCGGGAUCGUCGACUUCCUCAUGCCGAGCGGCGACGGCGGCGCGCUGACGAAAAUCCGCUCGUUCGACGCGCUCCUGACGUCGCCGUCGGCGCUCGACGACACGUCGAGGCGUCAGGCGGAUUACAUUCGGGCGGCGAUGCGGUGCUUCGAUGGCCUCGCCGACCUGCUCUCGGGCGGCGACGCGGAGCGCCUCGAGGUCGUCUUCGGCGCGUUCGACGCGUCGAUGGCGAAGCGGCGGCGCGUCCGCGGCGCGUCCGAGCGCGUGCUCGUGGCGCUCAAGGACAACAUCGCGACGGCGUGGCAGAACCACACGCAGGUGGGCGACUACACGGCGGCGACCCAGGUGCUGUCGCUCGCGAUCGUGCCUCGGAUGCGGGACUUCGGCUGGCGGGACCAGAUCCGCGCGUUCGUCAGCCGCGUGGUCCCCGUUACCACGGGCUCGGACGUGUUGGUCCUGCAGUUCCCGCAGGGGGUUAGGCGUGGCGACUACUGGCGCCGCGGCGUCUGCGUCGCGGUGUCGGAGGUCGGCUGCUUCGACGUGCGACCUCUCCCGACGACGGGCUCCGGCCGGCUGAUCUGCUUCGUCGAGGACCGCGUGCCGGCGGACCGCGUGCGCCACGCGGACUCGCUCAUCUGCACGAAGCACGACGUGCAGACGGCGGCGAAUCUCGCGAUGGACCGGUUCCCCGGCGCGCGGCGCGACGUGAUUUCGCGGAGCGGCUGGACGCGGAUCGGCAUCGAGCGCGCGGCUUUGACGGCGGCGUUCCUGCGGGACCCCUCCGUCGUCGUGCAGGCCGACGGCGGCGCGAGCACGGCCCGGCGGAAGACGAAGUGGUUCCUCAAGGAGGGCGUGCCCCGGCUGUUGAAGCGGCUCAAUCGACGCCUCGCCGACGCGGGCCUUCGGCGGAGCUCCGAGGCGCACUUUCGUGGGCUGCUCGCAGGCCCGGGCUAUGCGAAGCUGACGGCGGAGCUGUGCACGUGCGUGAAAUGCAGGGACCUCGGAUUCGUCGUCUACGACCUCCUCCGGAGCGUCGUCGCGGCGUGCUCCUUCUCGAUCUCCGUGUCCAUCCAGGAGAGGCUCUACAACCAGAUCGACGCGGAGGAGCGCUUCCGCUCCGGCGAGUUCCGGAGCCACCUCAAGGAGGAGUCCCACGUCGCGCAGCACUGCUUGUGCUACCUGCUCUCCUCGGAGAACGAGCCCUGCUUCCGCGAGCCCUGCGUCCACGGCCGGAAGGACGGGUCGACGCUGUCGCCGCCGAAGACCAUGGAGGAGAUCGUCGCGCCGCGGCGGCUGACGCGCCGAGACCACGAGGACGAGUGCAUGGUCUGCUACGGCGACGAGGGCUCGUUGCUGUGCUGCGCGUACUGCGCGCGCGCGGCGCACAAGGAGUGCAUCCGGCGCCACCACAACGACCUCGGCGGGUCCUCGGACAGCUGGACGUGCUGGGACUGCGUGCGCGAGCGCUCCCUCGAGCAGCACGACGGAUCCUGCGCGGCCUGCGACGGCCACGCGUUCUUGAUGGGCGACUUGAGGUCGCUCGCGGCGGUCGCGGACGCGAAGAUCCGCGACGGCGUGGCGAGCGGAGAUCUAGACGGGGCGACGGUCCUCGAGGAGAACGGCGACGCGUCGAUCGUCGGCGUCUGGGCCCGCAGCGUCGUCGCCAAGAGCGACGUCGAUCUGCGUGCGUACCACGGGCACAUCGCGCAGGACGUGUGCACGACGCCGUACCAAAAGUUCGUCACGUCGACGCUGAAGGACCACGAGUACACGACCAUCUACGACUACUGGGCCAAGCAGUCGGCCAAAUUACACAUGGAGGGCACGUGCGAGGGCCAGGGCAACAAGGGCGUGUCGUGCUCCGGGCGGGCCUUCACGUGCAACAACCCGACGAGCGCCACGCGAGCCCAGUACCCGGACGUCCCGUGGGCUAUCUUUCCGUCGAGCCCAGACCAGGGCGGGCCGGCCUACCUGCGCACGUUCCGGCGCUCGUGGUCCGACAGCUCGAGGCAGGACAGCUUCGACACGGCCGUGACGCUCUUCGCGGAGGAGGGCGAGUACCGGAAGGCGCACCCGUGGCUCACGACGAACGCCGGCGACAUGUCCGACGGCGCGUCCAACUUCCGGUCCACGCCGGCGGCGCUCUACAACAUGCAGUCGCCGUACCCGACGUACAAGGCGACGUCCGUCUCGGGCCACGGCAAGGACGUCGUCGACGCGGACAACGGCGUCGAGCAGCCGAAGCUCCGCGCCGCCGUCGACGCCGGCAGCGACCUGACCUGCGCGUCGCAGUACGUGGCGGCCUGCGACGCGCGACGGCACACGGGCGUCGUGAACAUGCGCGUCGAGAUCGACCGGAGCCUCGACCUGACGGCCGAGGAGAAGAAGCGGCGGAAGUCGAUCGUGGGCAUCGGCGACGCACACUUCUACGCGUGCCCCUACGGCGGGGACCUGCGCACGUGGGAGGUGUUCUCGCGACGCCUGUCUAUCGAGGCGGGCCGCCUCGUCGGCAUCGGUCCGGGCCGCGUCGUCUCGCGGGCCCUGCUGGUGUCGGAUCACCUCCUGGACCGCCACGCGCUCGACGUCGCGUCCGCCGCGCUGACGUACCCCGGCGAGUCGGCGCUGCCGACGGACCAGCAGCUGCUCGUGAACCCCGCGCCGUUCUUGUCGCCGGACCAGAAGAAGACCGCGGCCGUCGCCAAGGAGGCGGCCGUCGAGGCUCGAGACGCGGCUCGUGAAGAGCGUGCCGUCGCGAGACGCGCGCCCCUCGUGGCGACGUUCCGGAACCUGCGGCCCCAUGCGUGCCCAAAUUGCCUGGCGAAAUUCUCGAGCCCCGCGCGGCUGCGGUCCCACCGCCUCCGGGGCUGUGGUUCUUCUGCGGCGGGACGGGCCGAGCGGCGACUCGCGCACGACGCGACGACGAUCGACGCGCUGCUGGCCAAGUCCGACGGCGACCUCGCCGACGCGCUCGAGGCGCGCGCCGAGCUCGGUCUAGACCUGGUCACGGCCACAUUCGCCGAGGGUGCGUUGGGCUUCACCUGCGAGGAGCAGCUGGACGCCGCCGGCGCACCGUCGCUAUUCCGCGAACUCGCGUGGGCCCUUCCUUCGAUUCCGCGGCACCUCGUGCGCGGUGCGCUCGUGCGCGUCGAGGCGCACCGCUUUGGACCCGCGGCCCGCGACGAGGUCGGCAUGGGCUGGCGCUCCGCGUUCUACUACGGCACCGUGCAGUCGAGGAACGGCGACAUCAUCUCCGUUCUCUACUCGGGCCACGCGAGCGGCCAGGAGCACGAGAGCCACUUUAGCCACGUCGAGAUCGGGACCCGCCCGCCCUCCUCCGGCGACGUCGACGACCAGACGUUGCAGACGUCGCACGAACCCGCCGUUGUCGCGUCCGUGGAGCCGCUCGGAGCGGCCGCGGCCGCCCUGGACCAAGUCGGCUUUGAGGUCGUCGACGUCGGCGGCACCGCGGCGCCCACCUACAGUCGCGCGAAGGAGCUCCUCGAGCACGCCGCGCGGCCAAUCUCCGCCGUGGAGACGCGGAUGCUGAACAUCUGGAAGAAGACGAAGAAGGAGGCGCGCGACGCGGCGCAGAAUAGCGCUGCUCGCGACGUCGCUCGCGCCGCCCGUGCGGCGGGCGUCGCCGCCGUCGACGACGACGAGGUGCCGAGCAGCGACGACGACGCGGACGAUCCCAUGGAGAUGGACACGUCUCCCGACGGCGACGCCAACGCCGACGGCGGCGCCGACGGCGGCGCCGACGCCGCGAACGACGACCCGACCGACGGCUACAUGGCCCAGUUAGCCGGCGUCGGCGUCCGCGAGCUCCGCCGACGGCUCCGCGAGGAGCGCGGCGACUCGACGCCGCUCGCGUCCGUCCGCGCCGCGGACCUCGCACCGAGCGACCUCCGGACCGGCGAAUCGAAGGCGCAGGCCACGCUGGACCUCCUGCGCCAGCGCCUCGCGACGGUCCUCGCCGGUGGCUCCCCCUGA
Molecule: messenger RNA, 4962 nt
Organism: Aureococcus anophagefferens
Lineage: Eukaryota; Pelagophyceae; Pelagomonadales; Pelagomonadaceae
Exons: 2
Coding region: 1-4962 (1653 amino acids)
Source: RefSeq, a predicted model, not a curated record